AGCCGGCUCGAGCGUUUUUUGAUUUCAAACCUUGCGUGGCGGUUGGUGGUUGACAGUCAGUGAAGCCAUGCCCAAGUUCAAGCUGCGUCGCAGGAAGUGGAAGGUCAUUAGAAGAAAACAAAUAGCAGAAAAGGCAUGGAAUGAUAACAAGCGACGGCUGCUAGCAAAAAGGAAACCAAAUGUCUAUAAACAACAGCUAACUAAUCCUGAACCGUCAUGGAGCGAGGAUUCAUCAGUGUAUAGCAGCAGUUCCACUCAGCUUGAGCCAAUACCUGUCGGGCACAUUUCUUUGGUCAGUUUGAAGCAUAUCUUGAACCCUGUAAAGGCAACCAUUUCUUCCAUGUGCUGCUGGUGGCUGAGCAGUAUUAACCAGGGUUUUGAAGUAGUGAAAGACACUUUGUUUCCUUCACGUGUUUACCUGCGGGAAGUGAAUGCGCUGGGGCAACGGAUUGAGACAUUCGAGAAGGAGCUCUUACAACUGCGAGGAAUGUUGGAAGAGUGCAAUAAUGCAAAGGCUAUUGAAAUGAAUUGCUGUCGAAAGUGUAGCGACUUCUCCCCAGGUCCUAUUAAAAUACCAAUAUGGCCUGUCCAACCAAUUAUUAGCCAUAAUGUACAGCUACAGCCAUCUCCCCAACCUCCUCCUCCCCCACCCCCACCACCACCUCCACCUCCACUACCUCCUUCUUCAAUAAGCUUAAAGAAGCCUUUACAGAUUCGAAAAAUAGGAAAUGAAAAACAAUUACGGACCAUUGCAGAGGAGGAGGGUAGACCAUUAUCAGUGAAUUUGAAGGACUUACUUAAAGUGAAACUGAGGAAGACCGAAACUAAAUUAAAGGUAGUCCCUGACAGCAUGAAUAGACAACCAUCGGUGACUGUAAAAGACUUACUUAAAGUGAGAUUGAGAAAAACCGAGAGGGAAUUAGCAAUAACGAAGAUGGAAACGCCAGGAAGAAAACGCUCUCCUUUGGUCACAAUCUCUGAUCUACAAAACUUCAGCUUGCGGGCUAAAUCCAACCUCCGGCUGAAUUCGGGAAAAAUAACAAUGACACCAAAUAAAUUUCCGCUGGACCUGCGAAGGCAUCUAAAGAAAGUAGCAAUAGAAAGAAGCCCUGGAGGAACACCUCUCUACAGUAAAGAAAAUCAAGAGACGGGGACAGGAUUGACCCCUGUAAUGACCCUAGCAUUGAGACGGAAGUUUGAGAUGGCUCGUCCCAAAACUCCUUCACCUCAUGGUUCUGCAGACACGAGUUUUGAUGAGCAAAAUGUGUAUUGAUCCUUCAUUGUGCAAUAUUUUUAAAACAUCUU
This is a messenger RNA of Callorhinchus milii (elephant shark), 1305 nucleotides long. It is a transcript of the gene prr11, whose product is annotated as proline rich 11. The record is from RefSeq and is a predicted model, not a curated record. Gene Ontology annotation, cellular component: cytoplasm; nucleus. The transcript is spliced from 11 exons. NCBI's taxonomy places the organism in Eukaryota, Metazoa, Chordata, Chondrichthyes, Chimaeriformes, Callorhinchidae. Bases 68 to 1273 code for a protein of 401 amino acids.